AUGUCGCAUUCGAAUGUUACUCAAGGCAUGACGCAUGCCGAUGCCAAUUCAGAAGGCAAGCCAUAUCAUGAACAUGGGGAUAAGAAAGCUCAAAAGGAAGAUCAUCCACAUGUGCAAUCGGAAAAACACGAUGCUCCUCCAUCCGAUGAUAAAUAUUCUACUCAACAUCACGGUCAUGAUAAUCAGGAUAUCAAAGGUAGUACGGGUAGUAGCACGAGCCACCCUGGUGAUCAUAAAAUAAACCAUCAAUGA
Molecule: messenger RNA, 252 nt
Organism: Rotaria socialis
Lineage: Eukaryota; Metazoa; Rotifera; Eurotatoria; Philodinida; Philodinidae
Source: the annotation of a GenBank genome assembly